UUUUUUCUGUUUUGUAUUUUUUUUAUUUUUAAUAAAUUUUUUGCACUUAAUUUUUUACCUUUUUUUUUUUUGCUAUUCGUUCGUCCAUUCCGACGAUCUUGAAUUAAAUCAAAACGGAAAAACUAAAUAAUAAAAAAAAAUUUUAAGUUUUACAAAAAAUUCAUUUUGUUUUUAACUUUAAAAAGCGUUUAAAGCCAGUUUCAGUUGUAUUUGUUGUAAAAAAUAAAAAAAAAUUAAAUAAUUUUUAAGUGAACAUUUUGCAAUGGAACGUUGGGUUGAAAAAGUUGCAGUUGUUACCGGUGCUACUAGCGGUAUCGGUUCAGCAAUCGUUGUUGAAUUAGUUAAAGCCGGCAUGAUAGUAUGUGGCUUAUCAAGAAGAAAGGAUAAAGUUGAGCAAUUACGUUGUAGUAUAAUUGGUGCACCCGGUCAAUUGAAUGCUGUUGAAUGUGAUAUCACAUCAGAACAAUCAGUUACAGCAGCAUUUAAUUGGAUUAUAAAAACAUUUGGUGGCGUUGAUGUUCUUAUUAAUAAUGCCGGUGUUACAAGUAAAUAUUUAUUAUUAGAAGACAAUAAUAUUAAAGAUUUUCGUACAAUGUUGGAAACAAAUUUAAUUGGUUUAAUAAUAUGUACAAAACAAGCCCUAAAAUUGAUGAAAGAACGUGAGGUGCAAGGUGUUAUAGUCAAUAUAAAUAGCAUUUUAGGCCACAAAAUAAAUACCUGUGUACCAGGAACAAAGCCUGUUAAUGGAAUGUAUCCGGCAUGUAAAUAUGCUCUAACAGCAUUAACAGAAUGCCUUCGGCAGGAAAUCAUGUACUUUGAAAUGAAUGCCAAAGUAAUGAAUAUCAGCCCUGGACUAGUGCAGAAUGAUAUUUUGUCAACAGGAGGUGAUAACGAUUUAGUUAAACUUAUGCCAACAUUAGAUCCAGUAGAAGUUGCUAGAGCUGUUAUGUUCGCAAUGUGCACUCCAGAGAAUGUUCUGGUCCAGGAUUUAGUUAUUAAACCAGGUGGAGAAUUCCUUUAAUUAUCUAAUGUUCAUUAUAUUAUUAUUACUAUGUAGAGACUUCAUUGUGAAAUUCACAACAUAAAAUAUCAAAAAAGUAUUGGUUUUGCUCUUUCAUUUAUAUUAUUGUUUAAUUUAUUGUAUAAUAAAAUAAAAAAAUUUAAUAAAAUUAUGAACUAAAAAUAAAUA
Molecule: messenger RNA, 1189 nt
Organism: Condylostylus longicornis
Lineage: Eukaryota; Metazoa; Arthropoda; Insecta; Diptera; Dolichopodidae
Product: farnesol dehydrogenase-like
Exons: 5
Coding region: 263-1021 (252 amino acids)
Molecular function (GO): oxidoreductase activity
Source: RefSeq, a predicted model, not a curated record